AAGCGAUAGCGAAAACUCUAACACUAGCCGACGGCCAAAACUUGAUUUCCGAUACUCUUUUGUACUCUUAUCGCACACCCACGAAGGCCACGAGGUCGAAACGUGAAACCCCAACUCUCUCCCUCCACCCGAUUGAUCGGAUUACCUUUUUUGGUAUUCUUUGAAUCUCAAUUAUUCAUUAGGAGAAUUCCUAAAAUGAAGCUGCUCUCUUUUGCUUUGUUUUAGCUGCAAAAACCCUAAAACAAGAUCAAGAUGAAGAUGAAGAUGGCAGUGGAUGCUUGGCGGUGGUGAUACCAAUAGAGUACGAGUUAAAAACAGAAAGAAAGAGAUGGGUACGGGAAGUCGAGCGCGGGGAUUGGUGGUAAAGACCCUGCUACUGAUUGGAGGCGCGGUUUUGCUCAAGCGGCUCACCAAGUCCACCACUCGCUGGGACCAUGCUCGCAUCGUUGGUAACUCCCUCACUGGCCAAAAGUUUUCCAUGGAGCAAGCAUCCAGAGCUCCUGACAAUUACUUCAAUUUCAGAAUGCUUACGUGCCCAGCAGCAGAGAUAGUAGAUGGCUCAAAGGUUUUAUAUUUUGAACAAGCAUUCUGGAGGACUCCUCAGAAGCCCUUUCGGCAGAGAUUCUACAUGGUCAAGCCCUGUCCUAAAGAGUUGAAAUGUGAUGUUGAGGUAAGUUCAUAUGCCAUUAGAGACGUGGAGGAGUACAAGAACUUCUGUGAUCGCCCAAAGGACCAGCGCCCACUGCCUGAAGAAGUUCUUGGGGACAUUGGGGAACAUUUAACAACAAUAUAUCUAAAACGCUGUGAGCGUGGAAAACGCUGCUUAUAUGAAGGUUCAACUCCACCUGGCGGGUUUCCUAAUUCAUGGGUAAUGAACGGGGCAACCUACUGUACUUCGGAGCUUGCAAUCUUGAAGAAUAACGAGAUACAUUCAUGGGACAGGGGCUAUGAUAUUGAUGGAAAUCAAGUUUGGGGAGCAAAGGAAGGUCCUUACGAGUUCAAGCCUGUACCUGCCUCUAGUUUCAAUGACAUGGUUUCUCCUUUAGAUUUCCCUCCUCAGCAAUCGGUGGAGAAACGAAUACAGGGUUCAUUUGUUUUGCAAGACUGAUCAUUUGUCACAUAUAGCAAUUAUAUGUAAAUCUCUUAGCAUUCUUAAAUUCUUAUCAAAUAAUGAAUCAUUCAGUUACCACCUUAAAACUUUCACAAUUUUGUUUCGUGGAAUAUUCACCAAUUGAUGGGCAAUAAACAUGGUGUGGGACUGAAUAAUGGGUUGGUUGAGGAAUACAUCCGUUUAAUGUGAUCAUCAAUCCAUGUAAGAUUUGGUUUCUUUGAAUAGCAGGUAUGUGCAUGCGGUGGUCUUUUCGUAUGAUGGACGAUUUCUUAA
Molecule: messenger RNA, 1384 nt
Organism: Alnus glutinosa
Lineage: Eukaryota; Viridiplantae; Streptophyta; Magnoliopsida; Fagales; Betulaceae
Product: chromophore lyase CRL, chloroplastic
Exons: 9
Coding region: 275-1108 (277 amino acids)
Biological process (GO): protein-phycocyanobilin linkage
Molecular function (GO): lyase activity
Source: RefSeq, a predicted model, not a curated record